UGGCAUCGGUGCCAUCGCUCGUUUGUAUUGCUGUGUCAUUUUACUGAAAUACUUGAAUUGUCGGCUUUUUGAUUUUACCGAAUUCUUUACAUUCAAGUUAGAAGUUAUGGCUACUGAACGAUAUAGCUUUUCUCUGACUACUUUUAGUCCGUCUGGUAAGCUGGUCCAGUUGGAGUAUGCUUUGGCGGCAGUGUCUGGUGGUGCACCGUCUGUUGGUAUUAUGGCAUCGAAUGGUGUCGUGAUUGCCACAGAGAAUAAACACAAGUCGCCGCUUUACGAAGAACAUAGCGUACACCGCGUAGAGAUGGUAACGAAGCAUAUUGGAAUGGUUUAUUCGGGCAUGGGCCCUGACUACCGUUUGUUAGUGAAGCAGGCUCGUAAAAUUGCACAGAACUAUUAUCUUACGUACAAGGAGCCGAUUCCUGUUGCACAACUUGUUCAGCGCGUUGCAACACUUAUGCAGGAAUAUACCCAGUCCGGCGGUGUACGCCCCUUUGGAGUGUCAUUGCUAAUUUGCGGAUGGGACUCAGAUCGCCCAUAUUUGUAUCAGUCUGAUCCUUCGGGAGCUUACUUUGCUUGGAAGGCAACGGCAAUGGGCAAGAAUGCAGUUAAUGGGAAAACAUUUUUGGAAAAGCGUUACAACGAGGACUUAGAACUCGAAGACGCUGUUCACACAGCUAUUUUGACACUUAAGGAAGGAUUUGAGGGCAAAAUGACAGCCGACAACAUAGAAGUUGGAAUCUGCGAUCAAAACGGAUUCAAGCGCCUGGAUCCAGCCUCAAUCCAGGACUAUUUGGCCAAUAUACCUUAAAUAUGAGUUGAAUCAAACACACAUGCUGCUGUAAAGGAAAUCAUUAAAAAUUAAACCGGUAUUUUUAAAUUUUUAAAAUGAG
Messenger RNA from Scaptodrosophila lebanonensis, 893 nucleotides. It is a transcript of the gene Prosalpha2, whose product is annotated as proteasome subunit alpha type-2. The coding region runs from base 107 to 811 and encodes 234 amino acids. Gene Ontology annotation, cellular component: proteasome core complex; proteasome core complex, alpha-subunit complex. Lineage: Eukaryota; Metazoa; Arthropoda; Insecta; Diptera; Drosophilidae. Gene Ontology annotation, biological process: ubiquitin-dependent protein catabolic process. The record is from RefSeq and is a predicted model, not a curated record. The transcript has 4 exons.